GCGGGUUCUCCACGCUCGCUGCCAAAAUGACGACCGCCAUCUGGCGGAUUUCGCUAUACCAUCCAAGAGCUCAUGUCAUCAGACAAUGCACCACGCCUCAUCAACAGCUUGUCAUCCACGCCCGCGUCGCAUUUAGUCGAUCAUACGCGACCGUAGAGAGCGAUCGAGUCGCAGCCUCCGCCUCUCGGCUCCUCUCUCGUACGCUCGAUCGAAAGCAGCAGACGGUGCAGCGCGAGGACUAUGUCGGGCCAUUUCAGUUGGGCUUGAUUUCUCCGACGCCACGGGACGGCGCAAAAGAGAAGAAGUGGUCGGAGCUAACCACAGCGGGUAAAGUUGCGCGGACGACUGCGCGAACGUCAAACCUCGCAGUGAUACUGCUUGGUGCAGGGCUAUCCGCUGUGCUCAUCUACGCCCUAACUUCGGAGCUCUUCUCGAAAAACUCGGCAACGGUGCUGUAUGGUCAGGCUUGUGAGAAGAUCAAGGGAUCUUCAAAGCUCGCACAAUACCUUCAAGCGCCUUUGAUCUUCCACAACAAUCCGCCUACAGCGCUCCGCCCGAGACACCGCAACCACCUUGUCUCCUCACAGAUUGUACUUGACUCUGACGGCAAAGAGCACAUGCUACUACACUUCUACGUGGAAGGUCGACCACCAGGCACCGCUACUUCCUCGGCUGAGUCAGAGGAGCCUUUCGUCGAUAUCGUCGUGCAUUGGACGAAAGACACUGUUGACAACCUGUCCAAAAUGACGUAUGACGACUUUGUGAAUACUGUCGAGGCGCGUGCGGAUGCUAUGAAGGAGGCCGCGAAAGAGAUGUUCAGGUUCUUGAGCGGUCAACCUGCCUCGCGGUCGGAACCAGAGCCGGAACCGCUCAAGCCAAUAGUUAAGGAGGAGGUGGAGGAGAAGGGCUGGGCGUCUGGAUUUACAGGCCUGUUUUCCGGACUACGUGGGUCAAGUAGGAGUUCGACGGAGAGCGGUGCAGAAGCUCAGAGCGGACGACGAUUGUAUGAUGAAGGAGAGGUGCACGUCGAUCUAGUGAUGAACGAUCAGGGUUAUUUCGAGUUCCGCUACCUACUCGUGGACAUUCCCAAUUCACGUAGCUGGAGUGCAAAACGAGUGUUUGUUGAGAGAGCGGAUGGCGUGAAGGUCAAUGAAGCGGUCAUGUCAUGGUAUUCAUAACACAUUUACCACCUAUGCUGUGGUUUGGUUUGUACCGUCAUUCAUGUCGCAGUCUAGCCUUGUAUUAGUACGUGUAAAGCUUACUGACAUGCAAUAAUCCGACGAUUCUGCAUUGACAUUGUUGGAUUUGAUUACAAGUAAGACCGUGUCCUUAGCACCUUCAUUCUCCAUA
Laetiporus sulphureus 93-53 is the source of this 1350-nucleotide messenger RNA. RefSeq lists its product as uncharacterized. Gene Ontology annotation, cellular component: TIM23 mitochondrial import inner membrane translocase complex. The transcript has 5 exons. The record is from RefSeq and is a predicted model, not a curated record. Gene Ontology annotation, biological process: protein import into mitochondrial matrix. NCBI's taxonomy places the organism in Eukaryota, Fungi, Basidiomycota, Agaricomycetes, Polyporales, Laetiporaceae. The coding region runs from base 27 to 1178 and encodes 383 amino acids.